CGCUUCUGCGCCGCGCGGUGAUUCACUGCCUCCGUCGCCCCGGGGCCCCCUUCCCGGCCAGACGGCGGGCAAGACGGCUGGGUGUGCAGUGUCCUCGAACCUGCGAACAAGCGAGCAGAUCCUCCGUGCCUCUAGGGACUCCAGCCCACGCCAUGGCGGAUUCUGAGCGCCUUUCGGCCCCUGGCUGCUGGGCUGCCUGCACCAACUUCUUGCGCACCCCCAAAGGAAUUCUUCUGAUUGCUGAGAUUAUAUUAUGCCUGGUGAUUCUGAUUUGCUUCAGCACCUCCACAUCAGCAUACUCCUCUCUGUCAGUGGUUGAGAUGAUCCUUGCUGCUGUCUUCUUUGUCAUCUACAUGUGUGACCUGCACACCAAGAUACAGAUCAUCAACUGGCCUUGGAGUGAUUUCUUCCGAACCCUCAUAGCAGCCAUCCUCUACCUGAUCACCUCCAUUGUUGUUCUCGUUGAGAGAGGAAAUAACUCCAAAAUCAUCGCAGGGGUACUGGGCCUAAUCGCUACGUGCCUUUUUGGCUUUGAUGCCUAUGUCACCUUCCCCUUGAGGCAGCAAAGACAUACAGCAGCCCCUACUGACCCUGCAGAUGGCCCGGUAUAAGGUGUAGGUGAACUCUUCAUUUCUUUCUGCAACCUGCAAAUAACACCUCCAUUGAAAUGACUCCUCCCAGCCCCUACAACACUCCCAGCCAACACCCAGCCCCCUACUGAAGUACAAGUGCCUUUAUUGGGAGAAUUUGUCUUCCAGCCUGCCAGUCAACCCUCCUGGGUGUGGCCGCCUUUAUGGGUGUGCCUAGGUCCCCCUUCUGCAGUAUCUGAAAGGAGACACCAAUUCUGCAUGGACUAUGCCCCACCUAAGCCACAAACUGAGGGAGAAGAGUGCCUCAGAUUUUAGACUCCAGGCCCCAGGUUGUGACCCACUCCAAAUAACCUCACUGUGGGGGGCAGUUAUGUGGAGGGAUAAAUAUAAAUAAAUAAUAAACGGAUUGUUGGAAUA
This is a messenger RNA of Rhinolophus ferrumequinum (greater horseshoe bat), 1007 nucleotides long. It is a transcript of the gene PLP2, whose product is annotated as proteolipid protein 2. The coding region runs from base 153 to 611 and encodes 152 amino acids. Lineage: Eukaryota; Metazoa; Chordata; Mammalia; Chiroptera; Rhinolophidae. Gene Ontology annotation, cellular component: membrane. The record is from RefSeq and is a predicted model, not a curated record. The transcript is spliced from 5 exons.